Messenger RNA from Myxocyprinus asiaticus (Chinese sucker), 5089 nucleotides. RefSeq lists its product as uncharacterized. Bases 571 to 2799 code for a protein of 742 amino acids. The record is from RefSeq and is a predicted model, not a curated record. Gene Ontology annotation, biological process: regulation of transcription by RNA polymerase II. NCBI's taxonomy places the organism in Eukaryota, Metazoa, Chordata, Actinopteri, Cypriniformes, Catostomidae. The transcript is spliced from 3 exons.
GCUCCGUCGAUUAGCGUGCUUACCUCAGUGAUGUGUUGAGGAUGAGACAGCAAACCUCCGCAUGAAGCCGUUUCACCGUCUGUACCGCGAAUAGAGGCGAGAUACAGCCGUCAGACACGAAUAAACCGCCGUGUGGGAUCAUUUCUGUGGAUACUGAGCGAAUAAAAGCGUUCUGAGGUGAUGACUGUUUAUGAUUUAUACACCGGCAUUGAGCUGCAGCUGAUGUGUGUCACACAGAUCAGUGUGUGAACUUGUGUAAAUAUAUCAGGAGUAAUGAUGAUAAUGGACAUAGUUUGUGUUUUAAAGACCGAACAGUUAACCAGCAGGCGCUUUUAAUGUGCUAACCGGGAGCUAGCUGUCGUUAGUCUGCUGUGAGGGCGACAUUAUUGAUUAUAAGUAUUGAUUUAUCAUAAGCAGUGCAGUAGGACGUGUCAAACUCGUGCUUUUGUCAAUGGGGACUAUAAGUGAUUUACUAACGACGUCAUCGCACAGACUCUAGUGUAUUUCCCAGACACAUCCCUACACUGUAUUUACCAUAUUUACAUCCUUAUCAAGAGUGAAUUUCACCACAUGCAUCACUCAAACUCUCCCGGUGAGACGCCCUCCAGCAGGAGGAUGUCCCACCCAUCUGUGUUCGCUGGCCGCAGGGGCAGUAACCCCACCAGUGGUGCCACGGUCAGUAUUAACUGCCCUGUUGCCCCAGCCGAAGACCAUCAGACCGCAGGGAUGAUGCCCCACGCGGCCCCCACCGGCUCUUCAUCCCCUGGACCGCAUCACCCACCCCACAGCCUCAACAUCCACCCUCAGGGUCAGACCGUUGGGGCACAGGUCAAAAAGAAGAGUGGCUUUCAGAUCACAAGCGUCCUGCCCGCGCAGGUGUCCGCCAGCGCUAAUAACAGCAUUGCGGACGAUACCGAGAGUUACGAUGACAUGGACGAGUCCCACACGGAGGACCUCUCCUCAUCCGACAUCCUCGAUGUGUCCGUUUCUCGAGCCACGGACACUGGCAUUCCCGAGAGGAGUUCUUCCGAAGAAACGCUAAAUAGUUUGCAUGGAGGUGAGACUCCUGGGGUUGCGUCGCCCAAUGAACCGGUCUUGCAUCACCCGCAGCAGGGGUACAUGGCCAAUGGAGUCCAUCACCAUGCUCCUCAUCAUCAUCAUCAGCCUCAUGGACAUCACAAGGAGCAAGGGACUCGUCCUGCGGCAGCCACCCAAGUGAGACCUACGUCAUUGGCGUCUACGGGCGGCGUCACGGCCCAGUCAAGUGGACGAUCGACCCAAGCUGCUGUUGUGGAUGGUGGUGGAACCGCAGCAGUAAGUCACCCUGCAGCUUCAACAGGAAGUGUUCUGCGUUCUGCAACAGAGAUUGGAGGUGGAUCAGGGCCCACAGGAAGUGCAUCGGUUGCGGUGACAGUUCCACCUGCACAGCUACCACCACCAAUACCAACUACGACCCAAACUCAGACGACUGCAGCUGCCACAGCAUCUCGUUUCAGGGUGGUCAAACUCGAUUCCAACUCAGAGCCGUUUCGAAAGGGCCGCUGGAUGUGUGCAGAGUAUUAUGAGAAAGACGCCCCUUCUGGAGACACAACAGUAGCCGCUCACAGAACUGUGGAGACCAUCAUUCAGUCUGAACAUGAGACCACGAGUGGCAGUUCUUCUGGAAGCACUCUCAGUGGUGGUGGAGACGUCCAACAGACAUAUGCAACACACACCGCUCUUCCCCCUCAAGACCUGAAUGCUCACGCGAUACUUCAGCCCGCUGUUGCCCCCUCUAUCAACCCCCACGUAGUUACUCAGACAGGUAUGAUGGGCACUGAGAGUUCAUCUGCCCCCGUUAGACCCCAACAGCCGGUAUCCUACACCGUAGAGGGCCAAAUACCCCAAAUGCAGAGCAGCUACCCCACUAAUGCGAAACCCGCCUUGUCUGUUACCCAGAGUGGAAUGCCACCAAUGGAAUAUGCCCAAAUGCCCACAGCUCAACCUCUCCAGAUUCCUCCAAUUCAAACUGCGGUGUCGCCCCGAGCGGCUCCAGCUCCCAUUGGCAUACCAGGACUUCCAGUAGUUCCUCAGUCCGCAUCUUCAAGACCGCAGGUUCCCGCCCCUCAGAUGGGCACUGUCACCCCGGCCCAACUGCACCCAGAACAGCAGCAACCUGCACCUCAGCAGUCUUCAUCCACAACUUCAGUUCCAUCUGGAUCUAACAUGCCUUCAUCUGCAGGAGCGCAGUCACUGUUGCAUGGAGCUGCGAUACUGGGCCGCCCCGCAGUACUGGGUCAACAGGGUGCACAGCUUCCCCCGUCAGGUGUCUCCUACAGUGGCAUGAGUGCUGUGACGGCCUCACAGCUGGAAGAUGCCCAGCGCCUGCUGUUACAGCAUCACCCGCUGCUCGCUCUGCCACGACUGGCUGCAGGAGGAAUGACUGGACAGGCCGCAACUGAUGCAGGUGCUGCUCUGGGACAAGAUGUCAGUGCUGCAGCUGUCUUGACUGGUGCAGAUGACGACAGUUCAUCAGGAGCCAGUGUGGUCGCCAUAGACAACAAAAUCGAGCAAGCCAUGGACCUGGUGAAGAGUCACCUGAUGUAUGCGGUGCGUGAGGAGGUGGAGGUGUUGAAGGAGCAGAUAAAGGAGCUGAUUGAGAGGAACUCUCAGCUGGAACAGGAGAACACGCUACUGAAGAACCUGGCCAGCCCUGAACAGCUCGCUCAGUUCCAGCAGGAGGUCCAGACGGCCUCACCGACCUCUGGAGGUCAGACCGGACCCUUCACACAGAGCCAGGGUCCCGGCCCGACCGCUUAACUACCUCUCCAUGAGCGACUCGCUCCGGACGACGAGACACAACCUGACGAAGACUAAACGAUACUGUGAAGAGUCUCUGACACAGUAAACAUGCUUUACCAGAGCUUUACCUGCCUCAGACAAUCACUACUGACCAGGGUGGGACACAUGGUGGGACACAUGUGACUUCCUGUGCAAUCUGGGCUUGACCAAUCACACCGCGCAUACCGAACAGGACCCUCAUUUCAAGUGUUGUCACGAUCAGCAGGAAUCGGUGAUGUGAAAUCAUGCUGCUGUUGCCACAUUCUCCUGUUUGUUUGUUUGUUUUUAUAUAUAUAUAUCUCAUAUGAAGUUUCAGUAUGCUUUGAUAUUUUUGUUACUGGUUUUAUUUCUUUUGUUUUUGUUGUUUGUUUUCUCCUCUAGCUGUAUGACAUUAAAAAUAAUGAGCACUUUGUAGUGGACACUUAUCAAUAAGACAACAAUAUGGGGAGCAACUCAUCUGGAACGAGAGAAUCUGAAUUGAAACCAGUUUCUGUGUCCCUUUAUGAUGUGGGAAGGGGUUAAUAGUUAUGGCACAGUGUUAAACCCUUGAUAGUGUACUUGUAUAAACUCAUGAGGUGGGAUAUAAAGUGAAUGGACUGUGGAACAGUUACUUUUAUGUCAUGAAGUUUCAGAGUGGAAUCACACUAAAGGGUCUAUAUAUUCAUACGGUCUAUUUUUCUUUGUGUACAAAUACAUGUUUCGCUGAAGAGCUGAGCGCGUGUUUGUUAUCUGGACAAACAGAUGUCCAGUGAACAGAUGAAUGAAUCAAACACUCAGAAUCAUCAGAGUUCUGCUCAUAUCAAGUUCUUGGAACGGGACUUUUCAUCAUCAGCUUUGCCUUACAGUCCAUCACUCACGACAUCACUGCUCAAUGUGUCGGUCAUUAUGACCCCAAUAAGUGUCAGUUCUGACCGUACCAUUUUGUGCAUGUUUCCUUCAAUGUGAUGUCAUACAGUUGCACUAAACAGUUGCACAUUGACUUUAAUAAAACGAAACAGAAAUGAAAACUCAUGUCCUGUAGUGUUAUUUGAGUCAUGUUGUAGUCACGACUGUAAACAAACCCAAAGAUUAUCAGGCCACUUCUAUUCAAAUUAAUGAGGGGAACUGGAACAGCCGACGGAUGUAGAAAGCAAGCCCGCCUUACAGUAGGGCUGCACAAUUUGGUCAAAAAGUCAUAUUGUAAUUAUUUUGAAAAAUACUGCAAUUGCAAUUUGACCUGUGAUUAUGAUAGACAAAAUAUAUGGUAAUAUUUUUCACAUGUUCAACUGCCAAAAGGCUGCCGGUUUUUCACACAUGCGUCCUCUUAAAAACAACCAAACAGACCUUUUUUUCAAUUCACCCACAAACAAACAUUUAAACAGUGAAACAAAGAAAAACACUGUCUUCAUAUUCAAAUUGUAUUAGUACAAUGACAUCUUGGCAGUGCUGGGGCUUGAACCCUUAACCUUCUGGGCAGUAACCACUGAGUCACCACUGACCCUUUAGCGUUACCAUUUACACUGAGCAAGGCCCUUGAUCCUAUCUGCUCCAGGGGCGCUAUAUCAUGGCUGACCCCGCACUCUGACCCCAGCUUAGCUGGGAUAUGCGGAACAAAAGACUGUAUAACAUGAAUGCUCAAUUAGAUUUCAUUAUUUUGCAAAGACAACAGAUGUUGCUGGCCUUGUCAGUCUGGAACACAUGUGAGCAGAAAUCCCUCCAUGAACAUGGCUUCCAUCAGAAUUGUGCAGCUGCUGUGAGCAGCAGUAAACUAGGGGCGGGGCUAGAAGGGUGGCACAGGGUGGAAGCUGCCACCCUAAAAAUGAGCUAUGCCACCCCAAGUCGGACCCUGCUCACAUACUAAAGACGGUGAGUAAUGGCUUAACCCGUCCGUGUCACGCAUGGUCCAUAACAUUCCAGCACCCAAACAUCUCCAUUAAUGUCAAACUGAAGUGGAACUGAUGACCCAUUGGUGUAAUUAACCUUAAGGUGAAAGUUUUGGAUAGUUUCAUUUUGUUAUUUGUAUUCAUUAUUUUAUUAUAUUUAAUUUAACAAUCCAUUAUAUUAUAGUAUCCAGAAAUGUAAUAUAGAUUUAUUAUAUGUACGUACCUUCCUUUUCAUUUUGUUGGAUGUUGGUAAUAUUAGAUCCGCUUUCACUUGUUACAGCUGGGAGUGUCAUAAGGGCGACACACUCUCUCCUGAAGUAAACAACUGACUGGAGAAUAGAGGAAGAGCUCAUGUUUCACUCUACAGGUGCUACUGUUAAUGCUGUUUGCUCAGUAAUCAUUUAAUA